AUGGCGCUGCGCGGGGCUCCGGCCUGUGGCCGCUGGCUUGCGCGCAUGCUGGUGGCGCCGGGGCUGGCCCGGGUCUCCUCUCCGGGGAUGGCCGCCGCCGCCUCGGCCCUACCACUGGCCGGGUUCCUCCCGCUCCGGGCCGGUUCCUCCCGCUCUGGCCCGCCACCGGCCGGCUUCCUCCCACUCCGGCCUGUGGUUUCCUCGGCUCCGCCACUGUCCGGGUGCCUCCCGCUCCGGACCGUCGUGCGGUUUGCCAGCACCGCCGGGCAGGGGCCGCAGGCCGAGGGUCCGCAACGGCGGGUGGUGGUGGUGAGGAUCACCAGCCCCUUCGUCUGGCUCCGCACCCGCUUCUAUUACCUUCUCAUUCGCCUCUACUUCGACCAGGAGUUCAGCAUCGAGGAGUUUACGCUUGGGGCCAAGCAGGCCUUUUCCGUUGUUUCAAAGCUGCUGUCUCAGCGUAAACUUGACCUCCUGGAUGAACUUGUAUCAGCAGAGGUACUUCAGGUGCUGAAGGAAAAGAUUUCUGUGCUCCCUGACAACUACAGGGAUGCUUUAGCAGCUGACAUUGAUGCAAUCAUGUAUACAACAGAAGGAGAUGUUCGCAUUUACUAUGAUGAUGAUGGAAGAAAGUUUGUUAGCAUCCUGAUGCGUUUUUGGUACCUGAAUGGUGCCAACCUACCUGAUGAAGUACCAGGUGAAGCCAAAGUUUUCCAGAUCAUGUUUGGAGAUGAAAGCAAAAAGGAAAAAAGGCAUCUUUUAACAGCAAACUAUGAGUUCCAAAGGGAAUUUACAGAAGGAGCAAAACCAGACUGGACAAUUACACGGAUUGAACAUCCAAGGCUAUUAGAAUAAAUAGCCUUCUGCAGUCUUUUUAUGUACCAUUGUGAAUGUUCUGAUUUAACAAAUAUCUGGCUCUUUUUGGUCUCUUUUUUUUCCCUCUUCCUGCCUUUUCCUCCGAAAGAGGGAUGGAUUUUUUUAUGUUUGACUUUUCAGACUUGUUUCUGAGGCUUGCACUGGGCUGCAGCUUUACAAUAAAGCCUUUUCCCUGGAGAAGGCAAGUGUAGUCGGUGCUAAUGCUCGCCCAGGGCAUUCACACAGCACAGUUCCACAUGGUACUAUGAGUGUGUCAGCCACUUGCAUCCUGAGAAGAAAUGGUACUACUUGAACAAACAACACUUUCUUGGCUGGUGGCCCUUCCCAGUUAUUUUCCUGUGUUUCUUUUUUCUGUAGAGACUGUACAAUAUAUAACUGAAUAAUAAGCAAGGUGAAAUAGAGGUAGAUGGACAUCUUAGAUUGUCUAGUGAUGGACUUUUAGAUUGUCUAGUGAUGGGCUUUUAGAUUGUUUAGUGAUGGACUUCUGAGAUUUUCUAGCCUCAGUGGUUCAUUAUGAGGUUACCUUGCUUUCAAAUAUGUUUAAAAUUAAGAAAUAGCCAUUAUCAGUAUUUGGUAUAGGAUUGGAAAAAGCAAAAAUCUUCUACUAUUGCACUGGAAGAAGGGAUCUGAGAUAUAGAUAUGUAUUUUUUGAAAAAUAAACCCAACAUUCCUUUCAAUUUGGUAACAUCCAGGCAGUUCCAAGUUCAGAGGUUAAUGAAAGAAAAAUCAUCUGAAAACAUGACUUUAAAAGUGGAGAUGACAGUGAAGCUAAAGGAACCCCUCUGAAAUGCUUUUUGAAAUUAACAAAUCAUUAAAAUUAGA
Molecule: messenger RNA, 1695 nt
Organism: Indicator indicator
Lineage: Eukaryota; Metazoa; Chordata; Aves; Piciformes; Indicatoridae
Gene: MAIP1
Product: matrix AAA peptidase interacting protein 1
Exons: 5
Coding region: 1-852 (283 amino acids)
Biological process (GO): protein insertion into mitochondrial inner membrane from matrix; inner mitochondrial membrane organization
Cellular component (GO): mitochondrial inner membrane
Molecular function (GO): ribosome binding
Source: RefSeq, a predicted model, not a curated record